Molecule: messenger RNA, 5510 nt
Organism: Nothobranchius furzeri (turquoise killifish)
Lineage: Eukaryota; Metazoa; Chordata; Actinopteri; Cyprinodontiformes; Nothobranchiidae
Gene: clcn2a
Product: chloride channel, voltage-sensitive 2a
Biological process (GO): transmembrane transport; chloride transport
Cellular component (GO): plasma membrane
Molecular function (GO): voltage-gated chloride channel activity
Source: RefSeq, a predicted model, not a curated record
GCAGCUGGUUGUACCUACCAUCCUCUGGCACACACACUCUCACACGUGCACACACACACUGCACAGGCGAUGGCAGCGAGCCGCGCCGAGUCCUCCACCACAGAUUAAUUAGCUGAAGCCCUGUGCUCCUCACACCCCUGGAUUUUGAUGUCCUAAUGAGGAGAUUGCGGCAAUGGUGAAGGGCAAGGCAGAGGAGCGGACGCUCCAGUACCAGCAAACUUUGAUGUAUGGACGCUACACCCAGGAGCUGGGUGUGUAUGCCAAGGAGGAGGCAGCACGCCUACGAGAUGGAGGUGUGCGAGAUGGAGCCGGACUGCGGCGGAACACCAGCGUUCGAAGUCGAGCUGCGGACCUGCUGGAGUACGAGAAGGGUCCCUGUGCUAAGUGCCAGAUGUGUGCAUCUCGCUGCCAGAAGUUCCUGAUCUCACGUGUUGGAGAAGACUGGAUCUUUCUCAUUCUGCUGGGACUGCUCAUGGCUCUGGUCAGCUGGGUCAUGGACUACGCCAUCGCUUUCUGCCAAGAAGCACAGAAAUGGAUGUAUGGUGAACUGGACAGCAACAUGCUCCUGCAGUACAUCGCCUGGGUCACCUAUCCAGUGGUACUCAUCUCUUUCUCCGCAGGAUUCACGCAGAUCCUGGCUCCUCAGGCUGUGGGUUCAGGUAUUCCUGAGAUGAAAACGAUACUUAGGGGAGUGGUCCUGAAGGAAUAUUUGACUUUCAAGACCUUUGUGGCUAAAGUCAUUGGUCUGACCUGUGCUCUGGGCAGUGGGAUGCCUCUGGGGAAGGAGGGACCCUUCGUUCAUGUUGCCAGUCUGUGCGCUGCCUUGCUGAGCAAAUUCAUGGCUGCUCUUUUUGGUGGCAUUUACAUGGAAGAGCCCUUUGAAGGAAGCAAGAACGAGCUGAGGAACACGGAAAUGCUGUCGGCUGCGUGUGCGGUGGGUGUUGGCUGCUGCUUUGCUGCUCCUAUUGGAGGCGUGCUCUUCAGUAUUGAAGUCACGUCCACCUUUUUUGCAGUGAGGAACUACUGGAGGGGCUUCUUUGCUGCCACCUUCAGUGCUUUUAUCUUCAGGGUGCUGGCUGUUUGGAACCAGGAGGAAGAGACAAUCACCGCUCUCUUUAAGACCCGUUUUCGUCUGGAUUUCCCCUUUGACCUUCAGGAGCUGCCAGCGUUCGCCAUCCUCGGGAUUGCUUGUGGUUUCGGUGGAGCUCUGUUUGUUUACCUGAACCGGCUGAUUGUGGAGUGCAUGAGGAAACAGAAAACCAUCAACAAGUUCUUGCUAAGAAAGCGGCUGCUGUACCCGGCUCUCGUCACCCUGCUGGUCUCCACGCUCACGUUUCCUCCUGGCUUCGGGCAGUUCAUGGCAGGACAGCUGACGCAGCACGAGUCUCUGGUCGCGUUGUUCGACAAUCGUACGUGGUGUCGUCAGGGGGUGGCGGAGGAGUUCGACUACAUCAGCCACCACCAUGCCUGGAAACACCCGCAGGUCAACGUCUUCAUCACACUCAUCCUCUUCAUCAUUAUGAAGUUCUGGAUGUCGGCCGUGGCCACCACCAUGCCUGUUCCAUGCGGCGCCUUCAUGCCCGUGUUUCUCAUCGGUGCAGCAUUUGGCAGACUAGUUGGAGAAAUCAUGGCAGCCAUGUUUCCUGAUGGCAUCCAUGCGGAUGGCAGCGUGUAUCCCAUAGUUCCAGGUGGCUAUGCUGUUGUAGGUGCUGCAGCCCUGUCUGGAGCAGUCACCCACACUGUGUCCACAGCGGUCAUUGUGUUUGAGUUGACAGGCCAGAUCUCACACAUCUUGCCCGUGAUGAUAGCGGUGAUCCUGGCCAACGCCGUGGCGCAGGCGCUCCAGCCGUCGCUAUACGACUCCAUCAUUCGCAUAAAGAAGCUUCCUUAUCUGCCAGAGCUGGGAAUGGGACAUCAUGAGAAAUAUAAUAUCCGUGUGGAGGACAUCAUGGUCAGGGAUGUGCGCUACAUCACCCUGAAUUCUUCAUACCGGGACCUGCAGGAGAUGCUGCUGACCGGUCACCUGAAAACACUUGCCCUGGUGGAAUGUAGAGACUCCAUGAUCCUGCUGGGCUCCAUCGAGCGCCUGCAGCUCCAGUCCCUUCUCUCCCUUCAGCUGAGCCGUCAGCGGAGGCUCGAGUACCUCCACCAGCUGGCCCAGGAGACCGGCACCCACGAUCCUCUGCCCAGCCUGACGUCAGACAGCUCCCCCAGCUCUCCUUGCACCCACAUUCACCUCAAUGCAUCCACCAACACCAGCGCUCGCCAAGAGGUUCGCUUCCUGGUGAGCACCCAACAGAUCUCUACAGAGGAGUCUUCCUCCUUCAGCCCUGUGGUUUCCAACGCUCAGCUGCCUCUGAAAUCUGCCUUGAAAACCGUGUCGGCCAUCAGCAACAUAGAGACGCCAAACAGCUCGCAGACACUCUCCUGUGCUGAUCAGGAUGAGGAGCUGCUGGAGAGUCCGGCUGGGCCGGCUUCUCCUGAAAACAGAAAGCCCAAACGAGUGAGGAUCUCCAUGGCGGACUCAAACGAAGUGGAGGACUGCAUGUCCCCCUCUGAGGUAGCUGAGUGGGAGGAUCAGAAGCUCGAUGAGCUGGUGGAUUUCAAGAACUGUAAAAUUGAUCCUGCUCCUUUCCAGCUGGUGGAGCAAACAUCUCUGCAUAAGACUCACACCAUCUUCUCCUUGCUGGGCCUCGAUCACGCCUACGUGACCAGCAUGGGACGACUGGUUGGAGUGGUCUCUCUCAAAGAGCUACGGAAGGCCAUCGAGGGCUCGGUGACGGUGACCGGCGUGAAAGUACGCCCCCCUCUGGCUAGUUUCCGUGACAGUGGGAACAGUACAAAUGUGUCUGAGGUAACAGAACUACACAAGCUGUGCAUGCGCCACAAAGGGUUGUCCUUACCUCGGGAACCCAACCCUCCAGAUGUGGAGAAGAAGCCGGGCCUUUCCUACAAAGACGUGCCAAUCAGUUACUCGGACAAAACAAAUUUGCAUUUUGAAAACAGCCGUGGGGAAGUCACAAACCUGUCGGACCUGGUGCUCCAGGAAAGCCCCUCUUUCACUGAGGACCAGUCGGAGUUUACUUUUGACUGCAGCCCCUCUCGCACAGAGGAGUCGGAGCUGACAUGUGACCAAGACCCCCCCACGUUGGAGCCAAACGAAACAGAACCACCGCAGGAAAGUUCAUCUGUAAACAAGGACCAAUCAGAACCUGUGGGAGAGUGCUCCACUGUCCACAAUGACGAUCAAUCCGAAUGAUAAGAGCUCACCUCGUAAUGUUUGAUGUUUCUCACAUUUGUAGUGGUCCAACGUGGAUGUCCAUUUGUGUUCCACCAUACUUGUGAUGAUAGUUUAAGCACAUGAGAAAGGGAUAAAGCUGGUUUAUUUUGUAUCUUUAUCACAGAGAACAGAUCUCUGUAGGAGACCAAAACUAAAAUUGUCCAAGUUUUCCAGUUUUUUUAAACACAAAAGUUUGUUUAUGGUGUUGUUGUCUCAUUCCAUAUAUUUUAAAGGUUCAUGCAAGAAUUCUCCAGUGAAAUAAUCACGCAACACUCCAAUGUCUCAAUCAUGUUAGAAGGAAGGCUACAUUGAAAUAGAUUUUCAGCUGGCUGAGGAGUUGCCAGUUUUUCUCCUUUCAAAAUGGGCAAAGAGGGACACGGUCUUUGAUUACAACCUGUGAACCAUCUGGUUGCUGAGUCUGCGCCAAGCUAACGAUGCAGGGUUGCAAUUUGCUCCAGAAGCACCAGAGUGGUGGACAGUAUGUUGGCCAGUAAACAGGGGUGACCCAGAAAUUUUUUAUACCCCUAAGAAGCAUCUUAUUGUUUUACUCUAAUAUCAGGUGAAGCAAGCUAAAGCCUAACAUUGAGCUAACAAUGCUAACUGUAAAUUAGCAACAAGUAGUCAGCUCUAAAAAUGUCUCAAUAUUACAGUGAAAUGUAUUUACCCACGUAUCAGCUUGCUGUGUAUGACUCAUCUUGGCUUAUAAUCUAGAAUCUUCUGGUUGGUGAGCCGUAACUAGCAACAGCCAUGAAACUCAUGGAACAGGACGAAAAAGACGUGUUUGUUUUGAAAAUGGACUGCAGUACCCAAUUUGACGACAGGAUGAUAUUCUUACUUCAGUCUUACACGAUGCACCUUUAAAUUCCAUGGAGGCCAUUUUUGCCCACACAUAACAAGUUCAUAGGUGAAUUUUUAAAUAUGAAGUUGAGAUGGGAGUAUAAAACUGAUAAUUUAUUGAUUAAGACACAUUUUAGAAAUGUUUAGUUAUAGGCCUUAAACUAGGGAAAUGACCAUGAAGUAGAACAGGCUUCCCACAAGAUCCAUUUCAGUUUGAACCCUAUAUAAUGUUUAUUAAAGGUUGUGAAUUCCAUUAGAUUUCUAAAUCUAAAAUCCAUGCUGACAAAACUCAAAAGUACAAACCUCUCAGGACCCUGUUGGCAGGUUUCAAGUUAGAUGACAAUCAACAAUGGCUGCCCCCAUUGACUUAACGGUUCACCUGAUUGGUUGAUGUUUGCUUAUGACUAGAUGGAUUCCCCACAGGUUCUGUGAAACGGCUCAUCUGAUUCUUCAGGUUACAUUAGCAAGUACAGUAGCUCGGGAAUGGUUUUAGGUGGUUGAUGCUCAAAUCAUCGGCACUGAUCAAAGUAAUGGCCUUCUUUGACACAACGCUUGAAAAUGAACCGCUUAAUCUCAUUUUAAAGGCUUGUUUGUACCAUCCCACUUUUUUUUCCUGAAAAAAUAUCAUCCGGUCCAGAGCAGCAUUACUUGAGCACUUAGCUACAGGGUCCAAGCUUGUAUAUGUGAGCAAACCAUUUACAUGAAGCUCUAGACUAAAACAACCUACAAAAAGUCUUUUUUGGUGUCCAUCCUGUUCCACAGUGUCAUUAUAUUUCAUUUUAAAUAUACCGACAGUCAUUCUGCUCGAUUAAGAAGACACUGGACUCAAAUACUUGUAUAGAAGGCAGUGUUUUUGCUAUUAUUUAUCCAGUGUCUGAAUAUUGCAUGCUAGCAAGCUAACAUAAACAUUAGGGUAACACUACCAUCCCUUAAAAAGACAAUGUGUAGUUUUUACCAUUAGUCUCUGGAAAUAUCCAUCGUAAUGUUGAAAAUGAAUAAAACAAUGCCCAGUUGUUGAAAAAUAUUAGCGACUUUGUAACGUAUAACCAUAAAAAUUGGGUCUAAAAUAUAUGGGAGUGGGUCUAAGUUUCUGGACGAUGCCAUAUUAGAUGCAAUGUUUCCUUCUACAGGAGCCCAUGAGGACAAAACGCAUUUAUUGAUUUGUAACAAGCGGUUACUAAACUUUUGGCAUUUAUAAACAUUGUUUUACACAUAUACCUCUUCACUCCCUGCCAGUGAUGAAAGGGAGUCUGGUGUACUUGUAAUUUUGCCGGAGGUUGAAUGAUCUGAUGAAUUACUUGUUUGAAAAUUGCGGUCCCAGGGAUUUUUGACCCUAAUGGCCAUCCAUUGGUAAGGUCUUACUCGAGCACAAAAAUACAGCUUACUUGCAAUG